Closterium sp. NIES-65 is the source of this 3363-nucleotide messenger RNA. Lineage: Eukaryota; Viridiplantae; Streptophyta; Zygnematophyceae; Desmidiales; Closteriaceae. The record is from the annotation of a GenBank genome assembly.
AUGGCGCUAUCACUGGCACUGAUUCAGAUGGCGGCGCAGUUGACGGUGCUGAUGCGGCGGGAGAAGCGGGAGGCGACGGGGGGAAGCAGCGCGCGGACAGAGGCUCCUCAAUGGCCGCGGGUCGAAAGGCGCAGCUUGGCGUCUGGCGGCGACCGCGCCCACGAGGUGGCGGCGCAUAGGAACGGCGCGCGGGCAGGAGGAGUGGCGCGAGAGGAGGCGUGGGGUGCAGGGGGAGAAGAGAGGGAGGGGAAAGGAGAGAGAGGAGUGCGGGAAGGGAGAGAAGGGAGAGAAGGGAGAGAAGGCCAGGCACUGGCUUUUACUGGUGCGAGUGGUUGGAGCGCAGCAGCAGCAGCGACUUCCUCUUUCGCAGCUGCCUUGGAUCGUCGCUCCCUAGGCCCUCUCAGGGCGUUCUACACAGCGAUUCAGCUGGGCUCGCAGCAGCAGGCGCUGCAGGUGGGGGUGGCAACAGCAGCAGCCAUGACUGCCGUGCCCUGCCUCUGCGCCUCCUGCGCUGUCUCCGGCCGCCUCUCCCCUCCCUCCAUCCCUGCUGCUCCCAACGCCCCGGUGCGUCCCCCUCCUCCUGUCCUGCAUGUGGGGUUUCUGGGCUUGCACCAGGCUUUCCCCCAGCCCACCAUUCGCGUACCUCUCAGCACCACAGCAGCCAUCAUCCCGUGCAUAUCUCCUGACAAGUGCCAGCUGCUUGGGAACGGCUUUGGCUGCUCACUAGUCAACGCCACCGACCUCUCCUGCCAGUUCAACCUGCCUCUGCUCUCGGGGGGCGCCCUGGGGGGAAGUCUCGUGGGCACUGUCGUGCAAGACGUGGUGCUGCUGCCGGGGGGAGUGGGGGAGGGAGGUGGUUUGUCUCAGUCUCCAGGCCUUAUCUUAUCAUUGUCCACACUGGCUUCCCCUCCUCUCAAACCCCCCUCUCCUCCCCCUCCAUACAUAUUACCCUCCCAUUUUCUCGUUCCUCCCUUUUCCUCCCUUUCCCCUCCCUUUUCCCUCCCUCUCCCCUCCCCUCCCCUCCCUUUUUCCUCCUCUCCCUCUUCCCUCAGCUGUGCACAGCAGGACGGGGAGGCAUCAGCCCUCUCCUCCUCACUCUACCCCGAUGGUCUCCUCUCCCUCUCCCGCUCAGCCACCUCCCUCCCCUCGCAACUCGUCGCCCCUUUCCCCGCCUCCCCUGCUGCCGCAGCAGCUGAGGGUUACCCUGGGGGAGGGGGAGAAGGAUGGGGAGGAGCAGCAUCAGCAGCGCAAGAAUCCCUAGUCAACUCUAUUACUCAGCUCUAUUACGUGGCCAUAGCAUCGCUGCAGGUGGCAGCACAGCCACUGCCGCUGCCAGGCAUGACAUGGGAGUCGGUACCAGAGCAGGGCCGGGGAGCUGUCAUCAGCUCCUCUGCGCCCCUCACUGCUCUGCCCCCCACCGCUUACAAUGCCUUUGUCAAACAGGUGCUGCUGCUGGUACCCGGUGCGAAGCUCACAGCCACAGCACCGCCCACCCUGCCAGUGCAGCUGGACUGCUACGACCUGCCUGCCACUGUCAACAUCUCCUCCCGCGCAGCGCUCUUGGCCUCCUUCCCUCUCGCCCGCCUGGACUUCACCAAUGGAGCCUUCUGGUGGUUACCACCGGACACGUAUCUCCUGCUGCCCGACCCAGCAGCCCUGCCCAGGACAGUGUGUUUCGCGCUGCAGAAGACAUUGACCAACACUCCCCACACCAUCAUUGGAGACGUCUCAAAAGUCGUUGCCUCCUCCCCUCUCUCCUGCUCGCCACCACCAGCGCCCUGGCUGUUCAACAAGCAUGUCUACUUCAACAACGUUGCUUCCCGCAUUUCAUGGGCCGACAUGAACUGCACAACGUCUCAGCCACUCAAGUACAAGUGGAACAAAACACCCCCGCCUCCCUCCCCCAGUCCCCCCUUCCCCCCUCCUCCCAGUAGCCCUCCCCCUCGUCCCCCCUUCCCACCCCCGCUUCCCCCACCCUCUCCCCCUCCGUUUCCUCCCCCUAUUCCCCCGCCGCUUCCUUCCCCCCCUCCCCCUUCCCUACCUCCGCCUCCUCCCCCUUCUCCUCCCCCUCCUGCCUCCCCACCUUCCCCUCCCCCUGCGCCCCCUCCUGCCCCUCCUCCUGCCCCUCCUCCUGCCCCUCCCCCUGCGUCACUUCCCCCUUCUCUUCCCCCACCCGCCCCGCCUCCUGCUCCCCCUCCCUCACCUCCCCCUUCUCCCCCACCCCCUCUCCCACCCCCAUCCCUCCCUCCAACCAUCCCCCCUAUCCCCCCACCUCUUUCCCCUCCAUCUCCCCCCCCACCGUCCCCCUCGCCUGCUCCCCCGCCUGCUCUUCCCCCUGCCCCUCCUCCCGAAACCCCAGUGAUUCCCCCCCUCGAAACUCCCCCUGUCAUGCCCCCAAUCCUCCCCCCGAUUCCUCCCCCCGAGCCCCCCCCUUCCCCCAACCCCCCAGCAUCUCCACCCCCACAAUCCGAACCUCCCACCGCCGCCCCUCCUCCCGAGCCUGCAUACGCACCUCCUCCCGAACCACCAGCCUCACCUCCGCCCACCGAACCUCCCCCUUCACCACCCCCUCCCGAACCUGAAACCCCCGCGGACUCCAACUGCCCUCCCGAACCCAGCUUGUGCGGUUUCAUCCUUGGAGGUUCGGAAACCACCGUACCUCGCAUCACGCUACAGCAGCUGCUGGAUCCAGGCUCGGCAGAUGGACUAACCACAGUGACUAUAGCUCCGACAGAGGUCAACACAGGGGAGAGCGGUGGGGGGGAGACUAACGGAGGGGGGGAUAACGGGGGAGGGGAUAGCGGAGGGGGAGUACGAGUGGUGGUGAUUAAUGUGGGCUCAGCAGAGAUCAUAUGUGGGGAUGGAGUGGAGGACAAGACAACAGCAGCAGCUACUAACGCUUUUUUCUUCCAAAGCAAUGUGCUAACCGCACGAAACAUCAUGGAUAUUCUCUCGGCCAACCUAGCCAACCGCUACAUCCGGUUACCCAUCAGUGCCGCGCAGGUGUCCACCGAUGCUGCAACGUUCAAUCUCAACACAGGUGACGGCAACAGCAUCAUUCCGGACGAGAGGCGCUGUGUGGUGUUCUACUUCUCAUCCUCCGAUGGCUCUUCUUCUGACAGCUCAACUGAAAGCUCAUACGACGGCUCUGAUAGCUCAUCUCAUGACUCCGACGGUUCUGAUCACUCGUCUGACGGUUCUGGCGGCUCGUCACAAGACUCGUCCCAUGACUCGUCACACGGCUCGUCUGGCGAUUCACAUUACAGCUCAUCCAGCACCUCAGCUGAGGAGUUCAACCCUUUCUCACAUCAUCCCAAAUACUAUCACCAACACUUGUCCCCACAAAGAUCGCUUACCACUUGA